GUCAAUUCGUUAUGUCAAAUGUUGCCAAUACUGUGCUCAUUUCACGUUUUUGGUUUUUUUUUUAAAUUUUUAGCAGUUCUUAGAGGUUUUCUAGCUAUCAUAUUACGUUUUAUUUAUAUAUGUAGAGUGAAAAUAUAGGCUCAUAAAUAUUUUCAGAAGAAGAAAGCUACCAUACUUGCAGCAAGAUGACUAUUAUAGUGUUUCUAAUUGAUACCUCAGCUUCCAUGUUUCAAAGAACAUAUAUUGGAGGAAGAACAACACUACUAGAUGUAGCCAAAUCAGCAGUUGAGACAUUUGUAAAAAUUAGGCAAAGGAGCAUUGACAGUAGGAUAGAUCGCUAUAUGCUGUUAACUUUUGAGGAAAGUCCUAAUAACAUUAAAGCUGGGUGGAAGGAGAAUUUAGCUACAUUUAUGAAUGAACUUAAAAAUUUACAGUGUUAUUCUAUGACAACCAUGGGAGUGGCUGUCAAACAGGCUUUUGAUAUUUUAAAUAUUAAUAGGAUGACUUCGGGAAUAGAUACAUAUGGUCAAGGAAGAUGUCCGUUCUUUCUUGAAACUGCUGUGAUUGUCUUAAUUACUGAUGGCGGAAAACUCACAACUGUUAAUGGGGUACAAGAAGAAUUUAAUUUGCCAAUGACUUCACCAAUUCCUGGGUCUGAAAUGACAAGGGAACCUUUUAGAUGGGAUCAAAGGCUUUUUGCUCUGGUGUUAAGAUUAAGCGGUACGCCUGCUGUGGAGAGAGAUACAGGAUUAGUACCCAGCGAUAGCAGCCCAAUUGAUGCAAUGUGUGAAGUUACAGGAGGGAGAUCGUACUGUAUUACCUCACACAGAAUGUUAAAUCAAUGCAUUGACAGCUUAGUUCAAAAGGUUCAAAACGGGGUGGUCAUAAACUUCGAAAAAAUCGGUCCCGAUCCUCCGCCUUUGUUAUAUGACAAGGAAGAUGGAAAAGAAGAUUUCGAUAUGGAGGGUGACAAAAAUAUGCCUAAUAUGCCUCAAAACACUUUAUGGCACAACUGCCGAAAGAUGAUUUAUGUGCCAAAAACUAGUAAAUCUUACUGCGUUGGAUUUUGGCCAAUACCAGAGUCAUUCUGGCCCGAAGUUACUGCUAGUGUUUUACCUCCUAGGUCAGCUCAUCCUAAUGUUAAAUUCACUUGUCAAAAUUCAGAGCCAUUAGUUAUUGAAAACCUUCCUUUUGAUAAGUAUGAGUUGGAACCUUCACCUUUGACCCAGUACAUUUUGUCAAGGAAACAACCUAAGACUUGCUGGCAGGUAUUCGUAGCCAACAGUUAUAAAACUACGGAAGUAGGCCAUCCGUUCGGUUAUCUAAAAGCGAGCACUAACUUAAGCUGCGUAAAUCUUUUUGUAAUGCCGUAUAAUUAUCCAGUUUUGUUGCCGUUACUUGAUGAAUUAUUUAAAAUACAUAGAUGGAAACCACCGAAUGAGUGGAGAACAUCCUUUCAGAAUUAUACUAGAACCCUCCCUGCUUAUUAUGCUGGUCCAUUGCGAAGGGCACUAACCAGAAUGGGUACCCCAGUGGCUCUAGCUCAAACAUUGAUUCCGGAAAACUCCGAAAAUUGCCUCAGCUUUUCAGUACAAAAUUAUCUAAAACGUGUUAAACUCCAGGCUAAGAACGAACACGACAAAUUAUGCGGGGAAAUUAUUCAACGGCAAGCAAAUGCCAAUAAUUUGAAAUCACAUUUUAACCAGCCGGAACAAAUUAGAGUGAUACCAGUAAUUACCUUAAAGAAGGAAUUAAUAAGUCAUCCUUUGCUGCAAGAUAAGUUCCAGGGUCUAAAGGACCAAAUCGUUGAGCAAGGAAAUGUUUUCAUUAGUACGUUGGAUAAAGAGAGACAAACUGUUAGCUUUAAGAAUCCGUUCGAUAUACCCCGAGAUAGACUGAUUCAACAAGUACUUAGAAUGCGAAAUAAUUUCCUACAAAUGGAUUGGAUAUCUCAGGAUUUAGAUACCGCCCAUUCGUUGCCAAUUUCUCAGAUGGGUAAUUAUCAAGAAUAUCUUAAAAAACAAACGCCGCAGCUCAGGGAAAUUGAAUCUGCCCCUGUUAGGCAACACAUGUUUGGAAAUCCGUUUAAGAUUGAUAAGAGAAUGAUGGUCGAUGAAGCUGAUAUAGAUUUAAUGGGCUCACCGUCUGGUACAAGCCGUAGCAACAAGAGACCAAAUCAAAACAUAGAUGUAGGUGGUAGGUUACCCGUCAAACGUAAGCCUGGACCUUUGCCCAAGAACUUUAGUAUACGAAAGCCUAAUGGUUCAGACAUCUCUCCAAUGCCUAGUCCUCCUGCGUCGCCCGCGCCCAGUCCAGUGUCUUGGCUUAGUGUAAUAGAAAAAGAACUACCGCGCAUUGAAGAUACCCCAAAUUACGUCAUGAACGGUUUAGACAGUGCGGCCUCUACUGAAAGGUCACGCUCUCCUUCGCCGACGUUAGAGCUUCCAGCUUUUGAUGCAGUGUUUUCAAAUCCAACGCAGCUUUUGUCUGGUGGAACGACAGCUGCACCUAAAAAUAACUUUAAUUACUCUACAUAUUCGACGCCGUCCGAGUCAGUUCCAGAAAAUGACUACGAUAGCAUGUCAGCAAUGGAGAGCACAAAUAAAGAAAUAUCUCAGAUACUCAAGGAAACGAAUUACAAUCAUAACAAUAGUAACAACGAAACAUUUAGUACCAAUAAUUAUUACACGCCAGAAAAAGAAAAAGAAAAGGAUAUUGGAAAACCUAAGGUCCGUGCAAAAGAGGUAAUAGAAGAGAACAAACAGGAGAUCGACAAUCAAAACUUCGAAAUACGAAAAAAUCUAAACAAAUUAGUGCGGAAACCGGGUAAAAACUUUUCGGAACUUUUCGAAAGUUUAAAAACUUUAAAAGGUGAUACGGAUACUCAAGUGGAAAUUGUGAAAUUAAUCGUUAAGGAGAGUCUGAGAUUUAAGAGACAACAGUUGGCAAAAAUGUUGGAAGAUCACAUACAGAAUAUGCUUACAGUUGAAAGUACCUAGCUAGUGGAAACACUUUCACAGAUUUAUCCUACAGCUACAGAAUUGGUAUCUCUACUAUUUCAAGAAUUGUCAAAAACGUCUGUACCAGCAUUUUGACUGAAAUGAAAAAUUAAUGCAUUCCACAGCCAACAACCGAAAAGCUGAAAGAGAUUGCCAAUGAGUUUGAAGAGAGGGCCAACUUCCCGCACUGUUUCGGUUGCGUUGAUGGGAAACACAUUCGAGUGAUCAAAUCUGAGCACACUGGAUCAUUGUGCUUUAACUACAAGGAAUAUUUUUCUAUUGUUUUGAUGCCGGUACCUGACAGUCAAUAUCGAUUUGUCUAUGUAGAUAUUGGCUCCUAUGGAAAAGAAAAAUCCUACUAUAUUCAGUAACCCAUCUUUUUGGAGGGCAAUUAAGAGCAGAAAGCUAAAUCUACCGAAUCCCGAACCUUUACCAAAUGACCAACAAGUUAUUAUUCCAUACGUUUUAGUAGGCGAUGAGGCUUUUGGUUUGCAUUAUCAUCUAAUACGCCCCUUUGGAGGAAAUAUGUUAAGUGUCAAAAAACGUAUAUACAAUUACCGUUUGGAUAGAGCAAGAAGGUUCGUAGAGUGUACCUUCAAAAUUCUAUCAAAUAAAUGGAGAACUUUUCAUCGACCACUUAAUGUAUCUUUGGAGAUGGCAACAUUAAUCACUCAGGCAUGCUGUGUGCUUCAUAAUUUCAUUAGAAAUAGAGAUGGCUACGUAUUCGAAGGUACCUUCCCUAUUACAGGAUUCCAAGAUAGCCCUGAACAACCGCAAAUGCAACGUGGGAACUUGCAAGCGAAAGAUGUACGUGAAAAAUUUGCUAAAUACUUCAUGAGUAGCAGAGGAUCAAUACCAUGGCAAACGAACAAGAUAUAAAUACCUACCUACAUAUAAAUGUUUCAUUACUUCACGCUGUUAUUAGACCGAAAUAAAUAUACUAAAAAAGUU
This is a messenger RNA of Anthonomus grandis grandis, 3950 nucleotides long. RefSeq names its product integrator complex subunit 6 (gene IntS6). The record is from RefSeq and is a predicted model, not a curated record. Gene Ontology annotation, biological process: snRNA 3'-end processing. The transcript is spliced from 17 exons. Gene Ontology annotation, cellular component: integrator complex. NCBI's taxonomy places the organism in Eukaryota, Metazoa, Arthropoda, Insecta, Coleoptera, Curculionidae. The coding region runs from base 186 to 2999 and encodes 937 amino acids.